Molecule: messenger RNA, 972 nt
Organism: Diaporthe amygdali
Lineage: Eukaryota; Fungi; Ascomycota; Sordariomycetes; Diaporthales; Diaporthaceae
Exons: 3
Coding region: 1-972 (323 amino acids)
Source: RefSeq, a predicted model, not a curated record
AUGGUACCGAGAGGCAACAUCGCCGGCCCUUUGUUGCCGCCCUUGACCACCACCAUGACAUCGCCCGUGAUCCGCAUUGCUAGCACCCCAUUCCCUACAUUCCAUUUGCCGUGGUCCAGCCUUGUGGGUUCAAUCAGGAUGGCUUGCGAGUUCGAGAUGACGAUCGCAUUCAUCUUUGACACCUUUGGAAUCUGCUUAAUGGAAGUCGUUGUUCGACUCACCUCGCAAGGAAAGCCCAUUUCUUGGGAAGCAUCAUGGACGAGUUGGCUCGACCUGAAGAACCACUUUGACUACGAAUGGACGAGGUCCAACCACCCGUUCCCAGCCAGUCUGUUGGUGGCUUCACCCAGACAAAGCUGGGUUCUUACAGGGAAGUUCGGGACAAGCUCAUGGAGUGGAAGAUUGGACACCAGACAAUUCGAGUCGCCCUUCCAUAUCGAGAGGCCCAUAUUCGACCAUGUUAACGAGGAACACGGUGUUCCGCCCAGGGGCUGGUUGCAGGUGGUCCCACGGCUUGAGAGGAAGGCACGCAGGAACUGCCUGGACAAGUUGAGCAGGGGCAGGAGGGUGCCUUCCCACCCAGGGCCACGCAACCAGCGAGCAGAAGUCUUGAGGACUUUCUUCAGGCAGGCCGUGGCCCCGUGUUCUCAUGUCUUCAAGCAACCAUCAUCGAAAAUGCCCGCUGUUAUCAAAGAGUUCGCCGGGCUCUUGGCCCGCUUCAAGCAGUUCGUUCGCCCGUCCCGGGGCACGGGGGUGCCCGCGGGAGAUGAUUCUUGUCUCCCGGAGGAGGGAGUGCCCAUCUCUCUCUUUCUCUGGCAAGAUGAUGAUCCCUCGGUGCCGCCUCCCCCUCCCCCCUACGUCCCUCCCUCCUCCUCUUCUCUGCCACCCUCCCCUCCGCCACCAUCCCCCCUUCCCAAGAAGAGGGCGGCUGUUGCCGUGGCUCGGCCAGCCAAGAAGCCAAAGAAAAUCUAA